Molecule: messenger RNA, 969 nt
Organism: Labeo rohita (rohu)
Lineage: Eukaryota; Metazoa; Chordata; Actinopteri; Cypriniformes; Cyprinidae
Gene: tk2
Product: thymidine kinase 2
Exons: 10
Coding region: 89-904 (271 amino acids)
Biological process (GO): nucleobase-containing compound metabolic process
Cellular component (GO): cytoplasm; mitochondrion
Molecular function (GO): deoxynucleoside kinase activity; ATP binding
Source: RefSeq, a predicted model, not a curated record
UUAGUGUUGCACGUAGCACAACCUACCAUUGCGCACCAUGAUUUCAUAUUUGUAUGUGUAACUACUAGACGUAGAUGAAAAAACCGAGAUGAUCGGUAACUUCGUAAAACAGUUUUGUCGUGUUGUUUUACCAAAUCCACACACAUCUCUUUUAACAGAUGUACUUGUCCGGCAAAUGCCUUCACUGGGAAAGCAUUUAAUCGGACAGUCGCGGAGCAGCAGCUCAUCUCUCAGCCACCGGAAACUGGUUAGAAACGGCGAGGAGAAGAAAUCAGUGAUUUGGUUAGAGGGAAAUAUUGCAAGUGGAAAAACAACAUGUCUGGAAUACUUCAGCAAAACCAGUGACAUUGAGGUGCUAACAGAGCCUGUGUCUAAAUGGAGAAAUGUACAAGGAUGCAAUCCAUUGGGAUUGAUGUACCAGGACCCGUCUAGAUGGGGACUCACCCUUCAGACGUAUGUCCAGCUGACAAUGCUGGAUCGGCACGUCUUACCCAUGGCAUCACCAAUCAGAAUGUUGGAAAGAUCUAUUUACAGCGCAAAGUACAUUUUUGUGGAAAAUCUUUAUAGAAGUGGAAAGAUGCCUGAGGUGGACUUUGCUGUUUUAAGUGAAUGGUUUGAGUGGAUCAUAAAGAAUAUUGCUAUUCCUGUGGACCUUAUUGUUUACUUGCAGACCUCUCCACAGACAUGCUACGAGAGACUAAAGCAGAGGUGCAGAGAGGAAGAGAAGGUUAUUCCCCUGGAAUACCUGGAAUCAAUCCAUAACCUCUAUGAGGACUGGCUCAUUCAUCACAAGUCAUUUGAGGUUCCUGCUCCAGUUCUGGUAAUCCCAGCAGAUCAUGACCUUAAGAAGAUGCUGCAUCAGUAUGAGGAGAACAGAGAGAAGAUACUUAUGGCACAUUGCUAAGUAACGGAUCGUAAGACAAUGACGGUCAUAUCAAUCCAUAAAUAUGUCUUCAGCUCUCAUAGAGA